Molecule: messenger RNA, 5138 nt
Organism: Lytechinus variegatus (green sea urchin)
Lineage: Eukaryota; Metazoa; Echinodermata; Echinoidea; Temnopleuroida; Toxopneustidae
Gene: cfap70
Product: cilia- and flagella-associated protein 70-like
Exons: 26
Coding region: 161-3697 (1178 amino acids)
Biological process (GO): cilium assembly; cilium movement
Cellular component (GO): motile cilium; extracellular exosome
Molecular function (GO): protein binding
Source: RefSeq, a predicted model, not a curated record
UUCCGACAUUACUAUGGAAACUUGGCGAAGCUACCAAAUCUGAAGACCUGCGGUAAGGCUCAUAAACUUCACAUUUUCUGCAAGGAGACUAUCAAAUAGUGUACACUGAGGCCUACACUUUGUUUUGAAAAUUCAGUAUUAAAAAAAAGGCAUCUUCAUCAUGGCGACUGAAGAGGACCAACAGAAGCAGCGCCCUCCAGAGCCAGUGAUUAUUACAAUCUUGAGAUCAAGAAAUUUGAAAGGAAGCAAAGGCGAAACUCUGAACUCUCUAGUCCGUGUGGAGUAUGGUUCUAACGUCUUGGGUGAAUCCGCCAAGGUAGAUGCUGGACCAGACCUGACCACCGAGUAUAACUUCAAUGCCAAGUUUGACUGUGGUUUCGAUGACCCGGCCAUCAUAGAUGAAAUCGCUUACAAACCAGUUCUAGUGACCUUUGUGGAAGUGCUUCCUAAAGAGAAGAAACAGAAAGAGGAGAAGACUGUACUUCUGGGUCAAUGCACUAUAGACUUGCUACCACUUGUCAAGGGAGAAACAAGAUAUAAGAGCACCCUACAGAUCCAUCCCCUGCAAGGCUCUCCCCUGGAGGGAAUACCACCUGAUGCCCCAAGGCCUGAGAUGGAUGUAGUUGUGUAUGUGAAUGAUCCGCUGCUGACCGAAGACCAAUUGAAGAGCGGUAAUCUAAUCACCAUCACUGCAGAGACUCUAUACUCGGUACCUGAAGCAUGGAAUCCAACCGGAACACAAUAUAUGUACAAUGUCACUCUACCUUUCCCACUUACAGAAGAGCGAGAGUCUGUGGUGGUAAUGUCCAAUGGCGUCCUUAAAGCAGCAAACGAUAAAGAAAUACCAUCCAAACAGAAGAAAUGGCCUGUCCCAGGUGGCGCCCAGGGUAAUGCUAUCUACAUUCCAGACAAAUUUGUGCAACCAAGUUGUGAAGAACAAGAAGAUGGGGAACUGACAAGCAAAGAGGAUCGGGAUUUCAGAAUGGAAGCAGAGAAUGAGAAGAACAGAGUAUACUGGAAUUGUGAAAGAAGAGCUUUUAUGGAUCCAUCAGCUGUACAGAGCCUGCAGACAAAGAUAGCCAAGACAAGAUACUGGCCGGUUGAGAUCAUGAGAAUGCCUAUGCCCUCUGCUGCUAAAACAAAAGGAAAAGAGGAAGAAAAUCCUAUAUUCUUUCAUGGAGUUGCUUUCAUUAACAUGGCUCCACUGCUUUAUCCUGGAGUGAAAAAGAUUCGUGGAGCAUACAGAGUUCAUGCUUUUACUGAGCAAGAAGUCAUGGAAAAGUGCAAAAGAAAGGGUGGUUUAGCUGAUGAGGCUGCACGCAUGGCAGCCAACAUGCUGCGGAAUGCAUCUCCCUUUACCAGAGGAGGAGGGAAAGGAGGAAAAGAAGAGAAAGGGGGUAAAGACAAGGAUAAAGAAAAGGAUGCAGCUACCAAAAAGCAACCCUCCCAGAUGAUGAAGCUUGGUGCCCCUGGGACAGAGGGGGCGGUAGACCCAGAUGCCCCACCCCCACAGAACUUAGAGGGCAUGCAAUAUGAUGAGGCACGGAGCUACAUCAUUAUAGAAUUUGAGCUGGAGUCACCUAUCGUACCAAAGAGGGCCCCGGAAGAGUUAGCAAAGAGAGUUGCUGAGCUUGUUCCACCCAGACCUCUCUUUCCAAGGAGGACCAACGGAGCACAGAAAGCAGUAGAAGACUUCCAUCAUCAGGUAGCAAGCAUCAGCAAACUUGUCCUGGAAGAAUUCAGGGGAUUGUUUGGAGAUCUUGGUGAUUUGAGUAAGAGCAGUGGUGCAGCACAGGAGGAAAGAAGAAGAAAACUAAUCUAUGAGCUCAAUACUACUGGAAAAUACUUUGCCUUCAAGGAACAACUAAAGCAUUCUGUUGUAAAGAUAGUAAGAGAAAAGUACCUGAAGACAAGCACAUUUGAUGACAAAGAAGAAUUACAGGCAUUCCUUAGUGAGCUAUACGUCUUCUUGGUCGACCAGAUGCAUGUUGGAAUUGGUAAGGUGCUUUCGUUGGAAGAUGAGACCCCUGUACCCGCCCCUCUCACAGACUCCGCCCAGCUCAAGCACUUUGCCAGAGAGGCCGAGGUCAAUGAGAACUUUGAACUGGCAUCAAAAUACUACCAGGAGCGCAUUGCAAGGAAUAGGAAUGAUGCUGAUCAUUGGUUUGACUAUGGAUGCUUCUGUCUGUACAUCAAUGACAUAGCAAAGGCGGAAGAGUGCUUUAAGGAGACCAUCUCUAUCAACCAGCAACAUCUUUAUGGUCUUCUGCUCUAUGGGGUAGUGUGUGCUAUGGAGGAAGGUAAUGAAGCAGCUGAGACAUUCUUUGAAGCUGCUACCUGUGUUGAUCCCUCAAGCAUCUUGGCUUGGACUAUGUUAGGUCUCUACUAUGAUGGUACUGACUGUGACAUCCAGGCAGAGUAUGCCUUGAUGGAGGCACGACGUCUCAAUGUGGCUCAUGCCGCUGCCAAGCAGAAGGAGUGCAAGGCUGUUGCUGCUGCGGCUGCUGCUGCUGCAGCUUCUGCACCAGACAAUGUGAUAGAGGAAGAAGAGGAGGAGGUAGCCGCUCCCCCUGGGGAGGGAGAGGACCAACAGUCGGGCGUGAUGGGCCAAGAGAAUGGGGAAGGUGAUGGAUCCAAGAACGGAGAAGAUAUGUCCAGUGAAAAAGGAAGCAGUGUCCCAACAGUCAAUAAAAUUCCUGCUACCCCAACUGAACUAUCUAAGAGUCAGGCCAAAUCACCAGCGGUCAAGCCUGCUCCUCCAGCCGCUGCCCAGGUCAAGAAGAGGAUGUCCAUUUCAUCAAAAGUCCAUCCCCAUCGUCAUAAUCAUCAUCAUCGUCGUCGUACUCUCUUAGGUCCAGAGCAGGUCAAACGAACAACCAGUGCUACUAGUCAGAGAGCAGGCAGUGUCAAGGGGGUCAGUCGGCCAGGCUCUGCAGUUGCCGAACCACAACAGGAGGGGGAAGAAGAAGGCGGGGCCACUCAAAAGGAAAGUCCUCCCGUCCCAGAGACCACGAUCUUUAUGAUUGCUGUGGAGUUCCUACUGGAGGUUAAAGGCAUGCAGUUCUGUGAACGUGCACUGGCCCAUGAAUUGUUAGACCCACUGGGAGGACCAACCACAGCCUAUCAUGUAGCCCUGGCUAGACUCAAACUACAGAAGAAAGCCUUAGAAGAAGCCAAUGAGAGUCUGAACCAAGCACUGGUACUAAACUAUCAGGACCCUGAUGCAUGGUCUAUCUUGGGCCAUCUUCGUUACCUUCAAGGUAACUUUGAGGAGGCCAAGGAUUGCUAUGAGAGGACCUUGUCUUUCGUUGCUGAUGCCAGGGAGAUGCAUGCCAUUUACCUUCGUCUGGCUUCCAUUUAUCUCCAAGAUGGACAGUAUGAUAAAUCCAAGACAAUAUUCCUGCUUGCCUGUAAGAACUCUCCAUCUUGCAUAUCAUGGCUUGGUGUAGGCAUUGCAUGCUUCAGGCUUGGAGAACUGUCUGAGGCAGAGGAUGCUCUCUGUGAGGCUAACAUACUGAACAACAGUGACCCUGAGGUUUGGGGCUACCUGUCACUGGUGUGCCUUAGGACCGAUCGGCAGCAGGAGGCCGAGCAGGCCUACAAGUACUCCCUCAAGGUCGGACUAUCUGAUGAAGGGCUCCUAGAGGAAAUCAACAAGACGCAGGAGGAAGUGGGGUUUGGUAACCCACAGUUCUGAGUAAAGACACAGAGUAACAUUGCUUCUAUCAAUGUCAAAGAUGGUUCUGGAGGGGGUUUCACAGAGUGAAAGUGUAAUGUAAAGUCUUAAAAACAAAUGAUCUAAUGGCAGUUGGCAUCAUCCUUUUGAUGAAUAUGCAGAAGCGCAUACCCUGUGUGUGAAGCAACCAUGACAGCGAUGCCUUAUGCUUGUAUUCUAUAAAUAUACACUUCAUUUUCAAUCACAAUUAUGGAAAGCCAACAACGCAAACUUCUAAAAUGCAUGUUUAUUCAAAAUGUUUCCUAGAUAUGAUGUAUGUUCAGGGCCCAGGGUGUUUCAUAAAACUGGUUAUAGAGUUAGACAUGACUUUACAAGUGACUCGAACACCUUGCGGUAAAUGAAAAAGCCAUAAUUUUCCCUGGUGUGGAAGUUAAUUUCAUUACUUUAAUCACAUUUUGACAAAUAUUAUAAAUUAUAAAAUUUGCAUUGAAUUGCUUUAGCAACAAGAAGUUUUAUCAUUAUAAGAUUUUAUUUCAAACUCUAGCUGAUGAUGAUUCAAAUGAUUGAGCACCCAAUAACAUUUUCUAGUCAAUCAUAAAAUCAUGCUUCACUUUAAUAUCAGAGUUAUGAACACACUCUGUGAUGUACUAACAAAAUCCAAAAUAAGAGGAAGGGGUGAGUCGGUGAUAUAUGACAACAUGCAUCAACAGGAAAUCAUUUUCAAUGGUUUAAUAUGCUCUUAGCAUUGAUAGAACUUAUUUUAACCUAACUCAACCACACUUAUAGAAUGCUAGUGGCUUAAUUAUUCACAAAGUACAGAUUAGUUAUAUCCUGCUGUGAAUAUGAAGAGAAUGAAAGUAUGAAUAUAAAAUGAAUUUCAUGAAUUAACUACUAAUAAACUAUGUCUGUCAUUGAUAUUGAAGAAGAAACCUAGCAUUCCAUGCAAGUGUAGAUUGGAAUUAAGCCUCGGUUGAAUUAUGAAAAAGCCAUGCAUGAAGGUUUAAUCUUGCAGGUUAUUCCUAAAAAGCCUUGCCAAGUUGAGCUUCAUCUUUCUACAGAAUAGCACAUUGUCUUUCACCAUAUUUAAUUAAACAUCUUCCUAUUUGUUUUCAUUGUUUUCCCUUCCCCAAUAAUGCACUACUCUUUAGAUUGUAAAAGCAGUGGAUUCUUCAUCCUUCUCUUGACAUUGAAAUAUUUUUCAGGUGUUCUAUAUUGAAUUUUAAAGAUAAAGCAAUCCAUAUAUUAUCUUCUACUUUAUAUUUCCGUCCAAGCCACCUCGUCUUCAUGCAAACAGUUAAUAGUAAAUAUACAAAUUACUUGAGGUAACUUGUAAAUAACUAUUGUUUUAUUAUUAUGUACAUAAUGUAAACAUGUAUGUAUUUUGUAUAAUUACAAUAUUAUUAAAUGAUAUAUACAUUAAUGUAAGUAAUGAAUUUGAAGUUUUAAUAAAUAUAUCUAAAUG